This is a messenger RNA of Macroventuria anomochaeta, 4320 nucleotides long. RefSeq lists its product as uncharacterized. NCBI's taxonomy places the organism in Eukaryota, Fungi, Ascomycota, Dothideomycetes, Pleosporales, Didymellaceae. The transcript has 3 exons. The record is from RefSeq and is a predicted model, not a curated record. The coding region runs from base 1 to 4320 and encodes 1439 amino acids. Gene Ontology annotation, biological process: regulation of GTPase activity.
AUGGACCAGCGACAGAGCAAUGGAAGCGGGAGCGGAAGCGGCAGCGGCAGGCGCAACAGGAGCCAGACGACCGCCGAUGCCCAACGAGACGACUUCGCAGACUAUGCGACCUUCACGACCUCGAUUUCCACCAGCACCGGCACCAUUACAACGACGACCUCUACCACUAUACGUGCCGUGACGCCCGAGUCUGCCGCUGAGUCUGCCGCCGAGUCUGCCACCGAGUCUGCCGCCGCCGAGUCGCUGUAUACCUCGCCGCCCCAGUCCCCGCGAUCGCACCACGGCAGCAGCCACGGCAGCAGCGCGAACCACGCUCCCGCCCGCGCCAACAGCAGCGACACGUACAGCAGCAGCAGCCGCCAUGCCCGCAGCGGCGGAGAGAGCAGCCGGCCGCGCACCCGCACCCUCGAGGAGCGCAGCACGCGGGACAGGUCGCCCAGCAGUCUGUUCAUGGCGGGAAUGCCGGGGAGCCGCCAUCGCAUUGGGUCUGUCAACAGCAGCAGCAGCGGCGGCGGCGGCGGCGGCGCAGGCGGCGGCUUCCAGAGCCUCGAGGAGGGCUUGGUGUCUUCCAUUGGGCACCCCUCGACCAUCCCGGGCCCCUCGCUGCAGCCUCCGCUGCGCACCGCCAGCAGCAACACCCGCCGCCCCCAGCAGCAGCAGCAGCAGCAGCAGCAGCAUGCCUCCGCGUCCGCAAACAGCGCGCAGCCCGAGUCGUGGGCCUCGCCCGUCCCCGCGUCCGACGUGCGCAAGCUGAAGAGCCUCAUGCGCACCACAUGCGGCAAGAUGCAAGGCCUGCUGGCCUUCCGCCGGGGUGAGGCGAACGCGUGGGCGCUGUCGUACUGCUUCAUCAACGACGAGGCCGGCAGUCUGCUCUACGAGCCCAAGAACGACAACACGCACACGCGCACCCUGAUCCCGGACCUGCGGGGCUGCCACGUCAGGAGCGCCUACGAUGGGGAGGCCUGCACCGCCUACCUGCAUGUCACGGUGCACAACUCGAAGCUCGAGGUCCAUCUACGGCCGCCGACGCAGGAAGAGUUUGACUUGUGGUUUGCUGCGCUCCUGUGUUGGCAGCCUAUGCGGCCGAAGGGGAUACAGAACAGGAUGGCCAAGCCGCAGGCCCCCGUCGUGAUCGAGCGCAGGCUGGCAGACAGCAGACGGCACUCUGAGGUGUCGUUGCUGAAAGAAACACCCAAGAAGGAGGCGCCCAUCAUCAAGGUCGGCAAGAUGAUCUACUGGGACACGAGUGUGACGUACAGUAACACAGGUACGCCCAAGUCCGGGGCUGGGAGGCCACAAGCCUACCGCGUCCAGAGCCACGGCUCCAGGCGGUGGAGACGGGUUUCUUGCACGUUGCGUGAGAACGGCGAGCUCAAGCUGUACUCGGACACCGACGUCACCCUCGUGUCGACCGUCCAGCUCUCCCAGCUCUCGCGCUGCGCCGUUCAGCGGCUGGAUCCCUCGGUUCUGGAUAACGAGUUCUGCAUCGCCGUGUAUCCGCAAUAUACUGCCGCGUCUUCAUCGAUACCGUUGUUGCGCCCUGUUUUCCUGUCACUGGAGUCUCGAGUCCUGUACGAAGUUUGGAUCGUCCUUCUGCGCGCAUUCACCGUCCCACAACUGUACGGCCCCAAGUCAGACACCCUGCACGAGGAGGGUCCUCUGUCGCCAGCAUUCGAAACGCAGGACAUGUUUCGCAUGGAGAAGUCGCUGUUCUUAAAAGUCAUCGAGGCGCGGUUAGUGCCGCCUGUCAGCCCCAAGGUUGCUGUUGGUGAGGGGCCGACACCGUUACGACCGUCUUCCUCUGCCACGACGAACCCAGGGGGAUACCUCAUCGAAGUGCUGCUGGAUGGAGAAACUCGCGCGCGCACAACAGUGAAGAACGAAGGCAAUACCCCGUUCUGGAGAGAAGAAUUCGAAUUCUUGGACCUGCCGGCACUGCACACGGCCUCACUGUUGCUGAAGAAACGACCACCGAGCUACAACCGAAACGACAAAAGCAUGUUCGAGAACGCAAUUGGCACCGAUGCGUAUGCGUCAGAAGGCGGGUACGCUGGCAUUUCAUUUGAUCAGACGCUGGGCAAAACGGAUAUUUAUCUCGAUGAUCUGGGACCGAACCAAGAGCUGGAGAAGUGGUGGCCACUUGUGAACAUGUACGGCAACAGCGUCGGCGAAGUGCUUGUGCGCGUCAGUAGCGAGGAGUGUGCGAUCCUGAUGGCUCGCGACUACUACCCCUUGUCGGAGCUCCUACAUCGCUUCUCGAACAGUCUGACGCUACAGAUAGCCCACAUGGUGCCGAACGAGCUCAGAAGAUUGUCCGAAUAUCUGUUGAACAUCUUCCAGGUGUCUGGAGCAGCUGUAGACUGGCUGUGUGCGCUGGUGGAGGAGGAGAUUGACGGGACGUUGAAGGACUCGCCUGCAAGCCGACUUCGCUUCAGUAAGAGGCUUGGAUCCAGCGACUCGAACGAGUCAUCUCUCGGCGCUUUUGGCUCUGCAAGCGACCGAGAACUCUUCGUCCGAGACAUGGGCGUCAACGCCAAGUUAGAGGCUAACCUACUAUUCCGCGGCAACACUCUCCUCACCAAGUCGUUGGAUCUGCACAUGAAGAGGCUGGGCAAGGAGUACCUCGAGGAGACACUAUGCGACAAGCUGAGGGAGAUCAACGAGAAAGAUCCUGAUUGCGAAGUCGAUCCCAACCGAGUGUCGUCUCAGCACGAGCUAGACCGCAACUGGAGACGUCUCAUCAAUUGCACGGAAGAAGUGUGGCGAGCAAUCUACAACUCUGUACAAAGAUGCCCGCAAGAGCUGAGGGUCAUCUUCAGGCACAUUAAAGCGUGUGCUGAAGACCGAUAUGGCGACUUCCUUCGCACAGUGAAGUACAGCAGUGUGUCUGGUUUCCUCUUCUUGCGCUUCUUCGUUCCGGCAGUGCUGAACCCAAAGCUGUUUGGCCUGCUGAAGGCUCGAAGAACAUUUACACUGAUCGCAAAGUCACUGCAGGGUUUGGCCAACAUGUCCUCUUUCGGCACCAAAGAAGCUUGGAUGGAGCCUAUGAACGCUUUCCUCACUUCGCAUCGACAGGAGUUCAAGAAGUAUCUGGACGACAUUUGCUCGGUAUCAACCGCAAACUCGCCAGCACCGCCAAUUCCGCCAUCCUACAGCACGCCCAUCGCCAUCCUGCACCGCCUUCCUCCAACGUUCAAAGAGGGCUUCCCAUCGCUCCCGUACCUGAUCGACCACUCGCGCAACUUUGCGAUGCUCAUCAGCCUCUGGCUUGAGAACACCACUAAGACUGCUCACGAGAUCCAAGCGGGCGAUGGCGAUCUUCUUCGGUUCCACAACAUUUGUGUGUCCCUUAGCGAGCGUACGAAAGAUUGCUUGAACCGUGCCGAGCCUGCUGAACGCCCUUCUUCGUCAUUGAGCGUCAAGUGGGAGGAACUGAUUGAACAACUGCAGGGUGCAAACCUGGAUGCUGGACGGGGAGCAAUGACCAGGAGCCGAGGAGCGAUCAAAGAGGAAGAGCUGGAAGAUAUACCGACAUCGCCAGGUAAUGGCGCUGGUAACGGAGACGACUACUUGUCAUCAUCAGCUGCUACCACUCCCAUAACCAUGAGACCACCGGCAAAGACAAGACACCAACAGAACUCGAGCAUUUCGGCGUCCCAAAGCUCGCUCAGGAGCAACAACUCCCACCAGAUCUCGUACAUCAACCCCUUCGCCAGUCGCGGCGGGUAUGCACCUUCAACGAACGAGUCUAUGACCACCUCGCAGUCAGCAUCAGCAUCUGCAAGUGCAUCGGCAUCAGCCGGGGAGGAAACACCACCCGGCUCUAGUGAUGGCCUGCACAUGGCACCCGCACCUUCCUACCCACAAACGCAUACCAACCCCUCCGGCUCGACUGGCUCCUUCCAACGUAGCAAUCCCGCUGCACCCAUCAAUACAUCCCACUCCGAGCUCAUGUCUCCUGACUCUAACAUGCGCACCGUUCGCCCCGACCUUGAGAACCAGAGCAAAGAAACGAGCGAAAACGGUUCUGUGCACGAAGAAGAGUACACCACCGCGCUGCCCGCUUUCUCCUCCCAAGCGCCCAAAGAACUGAAAGAAAAAGAACGGAAAGAGCGCGGUCUGCGCGGCGUACUGCCGUUCCAGCGCAAGAAGAAGGACAAAGACCGAGAUAAGGAGAAGGACCGCGAUAAGAGCAAGCAUAAGGAGAAAGACAUGCUCGAUCUACUCGAGAAGGAGCGCCGUGGCGACUACUCGUUGGGCAGUAUGAGAGGCAGACCCGACAAGGAUAAGAAGAAAGAGGAAAGGGAUGAAGAGUUCUGA